ACCACCACCCCCGGCUUUCCACGUUACAUUCCGACUCUUAUAUAUCAAUAAUUAAUUAUGUCUGCUCCAGCUGAAGCUCCAAAGAGACAAUUCGGUGGUGACCGUCCACAGAGAGGUGGCAAGCCACAAAGAAAGGGUAGAAACCACGGUGACGACAAGGGUGGUUGGACCCCAGUUACCAAGUUGGGUAGAUUGGUCAAGGCCGGUAAGAUCACCACCAUGGAACAGAUCUACCUCCACUCUUUGCCAGUCAAGGAGUACCAGAUCGUUGACCACAUCUUGCCAGACUUGAAGGAUGAGGUUAUGAGAAUCAAGCCAGUCCAGAAGCAGACCUCUGCCGGUCAAAGAACCAGAUUCAAGGCCGUCGUUGUCAUUGGUGACUCCAACGGUCACGUUGGUUUGGGGAUCAAGACCGCCAAGGAAGUUGCCGCUGCCAUCCGUGCUGCCAUCAUCAUCGCCAAGUUGUCUGUCAUUCCAGUCAGAAGAGGUUACUGGGGUACCAACUUGGGUGCUCCACACUCCUUGGCCAACAAGACCACCGGUAAGUGUGGUUCCGUCUUGGUCCGUUUGAUCCCAGCCCCAAGAGGUUCCGGUAUUGUUGCCUCCCCAGCCGUCAAGAAGUUGUUGCAGUUGGGUGGUGUUGAGGAUGUCUACACCUCUUCUAACGGUUCUACCAGAACUUUGGAAAACACCUUGAAGGCCGCUUUCAUUGCCAUUGGUAACACUUACGGUUUCUUGACUCCAAACUUGUGGGCCGAAACUGAAUUGCAGGUUUCCCCAUUGGACACUUACGCUGACGAAGCCCUUAUCUCUAAGAAGAGAUUCUAA
Messenger RNA from Babjeviella inositovora NRRL Y-12698, 828 nucleotides. RefSeq names its product 40S ribosomal protein uS5 (gene RPS21). Gene Ontology annotation, cellular component: ribosome; cytosolic small ribosomal subunit. Gene Ontology annotation, molecular function: RNA binding; structural constituent of ribosome. Gene Ontology annotation, biological process: translation. The coding region runs from base 58 to 828 and encodes 256 amino acids. Lineage: Eukaryota; Fungi; Ascomycota; Pichiomycetes; Serinales. The transcript has a single exon. The record is from RefSeq and is a predicted model, not a curated record.